Messenger RNA from Ornithodoros turicata, 2954 nucleotides. RefSeq lists its product as uncharacterized. The coding region runs from base 121 to 1512 and encodes 463 amino acids. The transcript is spliced from 3 exons. The record is from RefSeq and is a predicted model, not a curated record. NCBI's taxonomy places the organism in Eukaryota, Metazoa, Arthropoda, Arachnida, Ixodida, Argasidae.
GUCAACUGCGCAUGCGCGAUCGUGAUACUCUCGACACCAGGGGAUGCGGGAGCACUGUGCUUCACUUUGGUUGGGAAACAUGGUUCUCGCAUGCGAAUAGGCUGUGAAUAGGUGAACGAGAUGCCAGUGCAUUGUGUCGCUUUUGGCUGCACGAACUAUUAUCGGGGAGGCGCAGAAAAUACCGUGGGCUUUUUCCGAUUCCCAUCUGCAAGGUUACAUCCCCGGAAACGUCUUUUGUGGGUCCAAGCCGUGAAGAGACAGGAGCCUGAUGGCACGCCGUGGCAGCCAAACGCUCACUCGCGGAUAUGUGGUGCCCAUUUCAUUACAGGGAGCCCGUCAACGACAGAAGGGCACCCGGAUUUCGUGCCGAGCGUUUUCACCUACAGGAAAAGGCCGGCUCAAACACUUCACCGCUACACCCGCUGGAAGAAACGAAGUAGACGCGCAUCAGAUCCUCAUCAGCCCUGUUCAUCAUGCACUGCGGUUGUCAACAGAGAUGCUGCGGAGAAGAUUGCAUCAAUGCAAAAAGAGAUGGAGGAGUUAAAGGCAAAGAUGUUAUACGUGGAAUGCAGCCUGGAGAAAGCCAAGUCACAGCUUUUGAAUGUGGACCUUAUCAGAGGAUCAACAGACAAUGCCAUGUUCUACACUGGCCUUCCAAGCUUUGAAGCGUUUACAAGUCUGUUUCGGUACCUCCACCGGGACGCCAGCAAGAUGACGUAUUGGGGACUCUGCAACCGUAAAGAAAAUGAGACACGAGGCAAGCUGAAGGAGACCGAGCUUAUUGACGAAUUUUUUAUGGUUCUUGUCCGCCUGAGGACUGGCAUGCCUGGUAGGGAAGUUGCAAGGAAUUUCAUGCUAUCAGAGGGCCAUUUCAGUCGUAUAUUUGCAACAUGGAUCAAUUUUCUUGUCCAUAAGCUCAAAGCAAUAACAACCUUUCCAACAGUGGAGAAUAUAAAGCCGUAUUUGCCCAAGUCCUUUCAAGGUUUUGAGAACACUCGGCUGGUACUGGAUGCCACUGAAAUUCGUAUUCAGAAACCCUCCUCCCUGAAUGCGCAGAGACGAACGUUUUCAACAUAUAAGCAUUAUAAUACCUACAAAGCUGUAAUUGGUUGCACACCCGAUGGGUAUAUUGCCUUCGUGUCAAAGCUGUGGGGUGGAUCUGUUUCGGAUAGUCUUGUGGUGGAGGAGAGUGGCAUCUUGGACCAACUCCAACCAGGUGAUGGGAUCAUGGUAGAUAAAGGAUUCGUGUUCCCUGCAAUGCCACCACGCAUUACAUUGUACAGACCGCCAUAUCGUCAGAGUCACGAACCCCAGAUGAGUUGUGCUGACGUUAUAGAAACAAGACGUGUGGCGUGUGCCAGGGUGCAUGUUGAGAGGGCCAUUCGCAGAGUAAAGGCCUUCCAUAUCCUUGAUAGGCCAUUCCCAAUAUCUAUGAUUGAUAUUGCAGAGCAAGUAUUUCAUGUGUGCUGUUUCCUUAGCAAUUUUCGCCUGCCGCUUAUAGCUGAUCACUAACUGGAUCUGCUAACUGCAUGUUUUGUACAUAUUGCACAGCAAGUUGUUGUCCAGCAAAUACAAAUUUUGCAACAUACUCCUACAAUGUCUCCAGUGUUGCUUUUAUGGAUGUGGGUUUACUCACAGUCAUGUUCGUUUAACAAGAGGCAUGUAACUGCCAGGUUAGAUCAACUGAGGAGCAGAAAACUGCAUUGUGAUUAGUUACUGGCAUUGCGCAUAAAUUCAAUAGACAGAUAAGUUGCGUAGGUUAAAGCAUUUAUUCCAUCUUCUUUAUUUUAAAUUUCAGACCACGACCUUGCUCACACAUGUAGUAGCCAUUCUUCCAUUGUGUGUAUGACACAUACUGUCCCUUUAUGUACAGUUUUCCUGAUCUUCUCACACGCUGCGUUAAAAGCUCGGGAACCAAAGCGUGUUUUGCAAAAUGCAGUAGUGCAGGGAGCACUUCUGUUUCCCAAAACGUAACGUCAAAAAAUAUUCUUUCAAUGCUAAUUGACCUCCCUGUGCUUCCGGCAUUGGUCCAUAUGACAAAGUCGCACCAUGUUGUUCCUGUGACUCCCAUCUGACCCUGAACCUGAUAGUAAUAUGCAUGGUCCCUUCGCAGCUGUACCUCUCCAUUUACCAGCGUGCAACAAAAGGUUUUGUCUGCACAGGCCUCUAUAGCUGUAAGUCCAAUCUUGGAAAAUGGGCAUUUUACCUCUAACAGCCCCACAUCUGACUGUUCCCUGACUAUACGGUCAGGUGAGGCUGCUAUGAAAGGGUAUAGUGAGUGAACAUGCAGACCAGUGCUGUGGACAGAAACAUUGCGGUCUUGAGCAGCCAUAAGUUCACAAUAAGCACGAACAGCGACAGACUCAUUCCUUCUCCCAUAGGCAAUUGCCUCUGAAUAAGCAGAGUCCUUGGGGUACAGCAGCUGCUUCAAUAGUCCAUCGGGGGUGCGGCACUUAACAAUUCGUUUGAACAGUGAAGAUGUCAGGCGUCCAAUUCUCUCCUUGUGCCACUCCUUGUUUUCGGACUGAUUCAUAGUUUGCAGUGUGAUCCGAUUCCUCUCCUCGUCUGUCAAUGGCCUCAGGAACCGUUGAAACUCCUUGCUGAUCAGUACAGCACCUUCCGUGCUGAGGUUGGCAUCGUCACUGAUGGGCAGAGAUGGCUUCUUGGGUACAACGGCAUCCUUGUUUGGGGCGGCAUGCCGAAACCACAGCAUAGACGGGUGGUGGUCUCCCAUGUCUUCAAGCAAGUCUUUGUAUGCAUCAGUGUCGCUAUCCCGCUGUUCUUCACAUGGGUUGUAAAUACGCCUCCUGCAUUCCCUUGCUGGCUUGUGUACCAAGUGUUUUUGGAAAUGUAUUUCCUGCAGUGGUCUUGGAGAAGGGACUUUCUUCCCUGCAAAAUGUUUUCAUGAAUAAUGAGAUGAUGCUCACAUGAAUAAAACAUGUUUGGAAGUAUUA